AUGUGGUGGGUUGUACAUCGAAGGAAGAACAAGAAAAACUUACACCGUGAUUGCGAGACUAAGAGGAUAUGUGAGUUGGGGAAAGACUUGGAGGAGAUAUUAAAGGGCAGGCUAGAGACGAUCGAGGAAGAACCCGAAGUAGAAGAGCGAGAGCGGUUAGGAGAAUCGCAGAGGCCAGUGUUGGUUAAGGCUAAGAUGAAAGUGGAGAAAGGAAAGGCAAUAGUAAAAUCAAAAGUGAAGAGUGGGAAAGUGUUCUACAUGUUGUGUGUUAUUGGCUUAGCCUCUAAACGAGGUUUUCGUGAUCUUGUUCUUCACUAA
Molecule: messenger RNA, 318 nt
Organism: Arabis nemorensis
Lineage: Eukaryota; Viridiplantae; Streptophyta; Magnoliopsida; Brassicales; Brassicaceae
Source: the annotation of a GenBank genome assembly